Messenger RNA from Chlorella variabilis, 1593 nucleotides. RefSeq lists its product as hypothetical. Gene Ontology annotation, molecular function: ABC-type transporter activity; ATP hydrolysis activity; ATP binding. Lineage: Eukaryota; Viridiplantae; Chlorophyta; Trebouxiophyceae; Chlorellales; Chlorellaceae. The transcript is spliced from 12 exons. Gene Ontology annotation, cellular component: membrane. The record is from RefSeq and is a predicted model, not a curated record. Bases 49 to 1593 code for a protein of 514 amino acids.
AUACUGUUUGACGUCAGCUGCAGCGUGCUGCCGGGCGAGGUGCUGGCGAUGAUGGGCCCCAGCGGCAGCGGCAAGACCUCCCUGCUGUCCAUUAUGGGGGCGCGCGCGCAGAAGCAGAUGCGUACCGAGGGCGGCGUGACCUUCAACGGCGCGCCGCUGACCAAGCGCCUCAAGCGCCGCGUGGGCUACGUGCUGCAGGACGACCUGCUGUACGAGAGCCUGACGGUCAAGGAGACGCUGUACUAUGCGGCCAUGCUGCGCCUGCCGCGCCGCAUGAGCCACGCCGACAAGCUGCGGCGCGUGGACCUGGCGCUCACCGCGCUGGGUCUGAGGCAGUGCAAGGACACAAUCAUCGGCGGCUUCUUCCGCAAGGGCAUCAGCGGUGGCGAGCGCAAGCGCACCUCCAUCGGCGUGGAGCUGCUGAUCGACCCCUCGGUGCUCAUGCUGGAUGAGCCGACGAGUGGAUUAGACUCCACCACCUCCAUGCACGUGCUCACCAUGCUGCGCCACUUGGCGACAGGCGGGCGCUCCAUCAUCGCCACCAUCCACCAGCCCUCCUCCCGCCUCUACCAGCAGCUGGACAAGCUGCUGCUGCUCAGCCAGGGCCACGUGAUGUUCUACGGCCAGGCGCAGCAGGCGGGCGAGUGGUUCAGCCGCCUUGGGUACACGCUGCCCUACGGCUCCUCCCUGGCCGACUUCAUCCUGGACCUGGCCUCUGCUGACGUGGCGGUACCCGACAGCAGCCGCAGCGGCAGCGACGGCGCGGCAGGCACGCCGGCGGCGGUGGUGGGUGGCAUGGAUGGCGUCACGGGUGCGUGGCCGCUGCAGGCGGAGUUGUGCACGUGUGCACUGCACCCAGCCCUGCUGGCCCUGCCUUCUCAGCUGCUAAUUCAGGAGCACCGCUGGGGCGCGCCCUACCUCACGCAGGUGGCCCUGCUGUUCAGGCGCAGCCUGCGCACCCGGCGCUUCGAGAGCAUGAAGACCCAGGACAUCUACCAGUUUGCCGCCAUCUCGCUGCUGGCGGGCCUGUUCUGGCUGCAGGCGGGCAAGGAUGACACGGUGCUGGGGGCGCGCAACACGCUGGGCCUGCUGUUCUUCAUCUCCAUGUUUGCCUCCUUCCGCUCCCUCUUCCUGGCCCUGUACACCUGGCCGGAGGAGUACAAGCACAUGCUCAAGGAGCGGGCCAGCGGGAUGUACAGGCUGUCUGCCUUCUACGCCGCCCGCACCCUCAGCGACCUGCCCAUGGACUUCACGCUGCCCACCGCCUUCUUCCUCAUCGUCUACUUCAUGGGCGGCCUGCGCUACAACGCCGCCGCCUUCUUCGGCAUGUAUGGCGUCACGCUGCUGACCAUGCUGGUGGCCCAGGUGUGGAGGGCGGGCUUGGCAGCGGGGCAGGGGACGGGGCGGGCUGCAGGGGACGGGGCGGGCUGCCAGUCCCUGCCCUGCCUGGGACGCUGUCGGCGCGGCGCGGCUCCCCACCCUCGCUCGCCCUCGCCGCUCAGGCCCACCACGCUGGCGUGCAGGGCCUGGGCCUGCUGCUGGGCGUCGUCACCAUGGUGCCCAAGACCGCGCAGACCCUGGCCUCCGUGGUGA